AUGGUGGCUCCCGGGAAAGACAGCAAACGGGCCUUUGCUCAGACAUUCCCCAUACCGUUGCCUCCUUCUUUCAUCGCCGCAUUUGCUAUGCCCGUUAGAUCCUCGGACGCCCCCCUUCGAUGUCAUGCUUCCCCCAGUUCUGCUGAACCUGGAAGUUCGCCAGGCCAAAUCCAACCCUGUGACGAUUCAGCAAUCCCGCAGUCCAAACGGCAGCGAACCGAGGUCCAUGAGAGGCCUUCUGUGGAUGCAGUGAGUCGCGCAACCCCUCUGCAUGAAGCUACUGCAGAGCAAGAGGAGGAAGAAGAGGAUGCUCAGCCCGGAGGCAAGAAGGCGCAUCAAGGGACUUCAGUUGAAACCCCCAGUUUUGUCACGCGGGGGCAGCGGCGGCGUGCAGCUAGCCUGUGCAGCUCUCGCUUAAAGGAAGAUGAGCUCCCGCAAGAGCCACCAAAAGACAAACGACCCCAUGAACAGCCCCCUCAGAAGGAAGAGCAGAAGCAGCAUGUCCAGCGACAGGACACAAAGCCGAAUCCGCAGCAGUUCGCGGUUGCUGUUGCUCUGCUGCAGUCGUUGCCUAUUUGGAAGAGGCAUCCAGAGUCCAUCCCCGCACUGGUGAAGGCUGCAGCCGCUGUAGCGGCGGAAAGGCAGCGGGGAGACGGGCGAGGUUCUCCCUCUACGUUUGACAGCAUGCUAGAUGGCCCCCCCUUCAUUUCCGCCACGAUCCACUGGGAAGCUAAGCGGCAGUCCGUCUGCGUGAAGGCAUUCAAAGAUACAGGAUUCCACUGCUCGUGCCGCUACUUCCCUCUGCGUCUGUUGGAACCAGCCGAGGGGACGAGACUCGUCCCACAGCUUCUCAAAAAAAGCUCAGCUCUCCAGGCAGGAGAGCAACGCAAGCACGUAACCGAGUGCCCGAAGAGACUCUUGUUUGUUGCCUAUGUAUUCUUCCUGCAGCUCCCUCUGAGGAGAGCAGAGAGCUUGGCGCAAGGAGGUCCACGAGCUCGCCAACUGCCCUUGCUUGGUCGUUCGCUUCUCCGGGGGUGUCCACGCGAAGGCACGGGGGAGUCUGUGCGCGGAUUUAGUUCCUCCGAAGGAGGGCAACCCCAGUCGGAGUCUUGCAGGCGGGGGGUAGGCGCUCUUGGCGGAAGACACAAAUCUUCUUCUCAGGACGUCAGAAGCUCUAGAAUUGCUGCGCAGGCUCUUGCAGCUGCUGCCGUCGCGAGUGGAUGCCUCUAUGCCGCUACGACCACCCAGCAGCAGCAGCAACAACAGCGCAUGCAACAUGACUCACGCUUAGCAGCUGUUAUUCUUCUCUCUUGGUCUUUCGAACGCCUCCUCCAGAGCAAGGGAGCUCCUUUAAAAGAGGCGUUCAACGCAAGCAGCCUCCAGGAACCGCCACAAAGCGGAGUGUCUCAGCAGCAGCAGCAACAGCAAACCGCAACACAACCGCCUGGGCUGUGCGAGAAGGAACCCCUUCAGCUCGAAGAGGCAGCAGCGCUUGCGAAUAUAUCACCUUCAUCCGCAAGAAAAGGCAGCGGCACAGAUUCGCUAACUUGCAGGCUGUGCGGAUAUCAGAGCCAUAGGAAUUCUGUGGAGAUGUCCCUAUUUGAGCUGGAUGCUUCUGCAACUUCUGCCGUCGCCUCCAGCAGGCCUUCCUGUAAGGACCUCGCAUGCGCCAUCAGACGCUUGAAUCGCGAGGCACUCGCUGUGGGUAGCACUCCCCAGCUUGAGGCUCAGCAGCUCCAGCAGGUGCCACUGCUGGAUCAUGCAUUUGUUACCGCUUGCACGAAAGAAACGUCGCGGCUUCUGCUGCAGCUGGAAGGUCUCAUCCCCAUACACUCCAAAGUGCCGGUAUCAGAACAAAGGAAGCUGCUGCUUGCUCUCGCUGCCGAGGAGCCUGCUAAAUGUUUUCAAGAAGCCCCCACUGCAGAUAUCAGCACUCCAAAGCAGCACACACCCGGAACGCCUCAGGGGCACCAGGGGCAGCAACAGCAGCAGCCAUCGCCCCCUGCGACUGCCGCACGGGGAGAGGUAACAUCAACUCGGCUACUGCACGAACAAGAAGUGUCCCUUCAGCGGCUGCUGGAAACGCAGCUGCUGCAGCAGCCACCUAGGGCGUCUUAUGUCCCAGUGUUAAGGUGCCUGGGGGCAGUUCGGAGUCCACUGGCCUUAUGCCAUGCCGCAGCACCGACAGAGGAGGCCACUGCGUUUCUGGUGAGUCACCUCAAGGCGGCUGUAGAAAGCAAAUUGCUCAUCCCGUCGGUCUGCAAGACGCUGGCUGCAGCGCAGCUGUGGGCCCCCCCCCCUGACAAAGCAGCAGCAGCAGCAGCAGCACCGCGGCCUCCUGCUACCUGUACGCUUGUGCCUGUGGGAGGUCAUGUUCCUGUUUCUCUGAGCGACACGCGCACGAGGUCGCCGUUUCAAGCGGCCAUGCGGCGGUUGAGCUGGUAUGAGGCUCUUUGCCUCGUGCCUCAACGGCUGUGCAGCCUCCCCAUAGAAGACUGUUCUCUUGCUGCUGCCGCGUCAGCACGUCAAGCAGCAAACCACGAGGGAUCAUUUCCGCAGGAGGAGGUCUUGCAUCUCCUUGCCCUGGUGCUGCCUCCCAUGGGGGGAAGCCUCUUGCCAGCGGAUCGGCUGGAAAGGGUGGUCCUCGGGCCGAAGAGUGACUCUGCUCAUCCUCAUAUCUCUCGCCUUCUGGGGUUUGCAUGCCGCGCAAUGCCCCGGAGUCUCAAUACUCUGACGCUGGCGCUGCAGCAGCCACCGGCUGCGGCUUGGAAGCUGCGGGAGUUCCUCACAGUCCAUACAAGGCCGCUGGUGCUGGAUCUUCUCCUCCCCAAGUUCAGUGUCACCAAUGAAGCGGAGGAGGCAGCAAUGGAAGAAGCAGCCCGAGUGGCAGAUCCCUUUCUGGCUGCCGCAGCUCGGGGUAAUCCGGUUUGUGGUGGAUUACAAACGCCUGCCAGGACAGAGAGGUCGGAGGCAAUCACAGAGUGGAUGCUGCAGUAUCGCGUUUUUGAAUUUCUCUCUACGGCUUUGCUGGAAUUCCUCAAGGCGUGGGAAGAGGUUGAAGUAUCCGUGCCAGACGACGGGCAAGCACACCACGAGACAGUAGAGGACCGCGUUGGGGAGGCGAUACCUUUGGAGUCUGCUGCGGGUGGGGAGGCCGACGUCGACGCUGGUCUGUUAGCGGCUGUCUGCAUGAAGCAUCCCUCAGUGCUGCGCGAGUGCCUCGCCUUUGGAGGCCUCCCUCGAGGGUGCGACGAUACGCAAACCGGCCUUACUGUGCAGGCUACCCCGUUUGGAGCGCAUGUCUUUCGGGGGACCCCCCUGAUGGCUCGCCACCAACUCCACCAGCUCGCGGCGGCCUUCUCGGAGAACUCCAAUGCGGCAUCGGACAGCAGAGGAGCUGCAGAAGGCCCCGCAGUCGGCGUGCCUGCGCAGGCAACGUCGACCUUAACCGCCCCGUCAGGAGCCACCUAUUUCGCGGGGACUCAUUCAAACGCCACCGCUCCGGAGAAUUCUAAAAAAAGCCUCACAUUGGCUGCAGCCUUUGCGGGCCUUGCAGGAGGAGGCGCGUCGGAUCCGGGAUCGUCGAGGGGCCGUGUGCGAGGCUCUGCGGCGGAAGAAGAGCCUGUUCCUUGGCGUAGCGUUGAUCUUUUCGCGUGGAGUCUUCUCGAUGAAAAUGGGGCCUCCGCAGAGGUGUCACUCGAGCAGCGUCUCUCUAAGACAUCCGCGCGCAAGAAAGCGGCACCGAGAGCAACGUCACCCGCAGAUUCGCCUGUCUCACGAGGAACGAAUGUAGGCCUUCCUGCCACCACCAAGCACACAGCAGCACCAUCGGAGGUAACGACAGCCACUGGGGUGCUCCACCCUAGUGGAGCAGUAGGCAACGACUUCACAGGUCCUCCCUUACAUGGUGACAGCAGCAGCAGAGUACUGGCUGCUAUGUGGCAGGCAGCGAGCUGCCCUGUUCUGGAUGUGGCUGCUGGAGAGGCACAGCACCGCCGUAUUUCCCCCUUCUUCGGCUUGGUGUUGGAGGAAAGCGGCUGUUUGCCAGAGCCAGCGGAUCUUCAGCAGCGCCGAAACGAACUGUUUUUUCUUUUCGAUGCCAUGGACCGCCUAAAAACGGCCCAAAUCCAUGAAAGUUCUCUCAAAGCUACCCAGCUUGCGGCGCGGCAGAAGCAGCUGCGGAUAGCCAAGUCGGCAGUCCACGGGUGGGGCGUCUUUGCAGCAGAAACUAUAAGACGGGGGGAGUUCAUUGUGGAGUACGCAGGGAAUGCUGUCUCAGAGGCGAAGGCAAACUUCCUGGAAGCCCAGUACGUACAAAGCAUGGGGGGAAGUACCUACUUCUUUAAGCUUCGAGACGGCUCCAUUGUGGACGCCACGACUUGUGGGAGCGUCACGCGCUUCAUUAAUCAUUCGUGUGCUCCGAACUGCUGCACUGUUGACAUUCUGGACGAGGACGAAGAAGACGGAGGAAGCCACGUGGGGCUCAUCGCGUUAAGGGACAUUGCCAUCGGCGAGGAGCUUUCGUACAACUAUAGUUUGUCAGAAAGUUCUCUGGGUCACGAGGUAUGCUGUUGUGGAGCGCCAAACUGCCGCGGGGUGAUGUGA
Molecule: messenger RNA, 4605 nt
Organism: Cyclospora cayetanensis
Lineage: Eukaryota; Apicomplexa; Conoidasida; Eucoccidiorida; Eimeriidae
Exons: 16
Coding region: 1-4605 (1534 amino acids)
Cellular component (GO): Set1C/COMPASS complex
Molecular function (GO): histone H3K4 methyltransferase activity; protein binding
Source: RefSeq, a predicted model, not a curated record